Medioppia subpectinata is the source of this 1416-nucleotide messenger RNA. The record is from the annotation of a GenBank genome assembly. NCBI's taxonomy places the organism in Eukaryota, Metazoa, Arthropoda, Arachnida, Sarcoptiformes, Oppiidae.
AUGUACAUUCCGCCAUCAGUGUUGGAAUCGGACACGAGUUCCGAUACUAUUGUUGAUGAACGACAAAAACUGUCGCUCAGAUGUCGGGCCAGCGGUUAUCCGACGCCUUCUGUCACGUGGAGAAGAGAGGACGGGAAGGACAUCAAUCAGGGUCUUUAUGGCGGCAAAAAAUUCUUCGCGGCAAAAGUUGACGGCGAAUAUUUGAAUAUAACUCAAGUGACCAGGGAGGAUAUGGGGGCCUAUCUGUGCAUCUCAUCAAAUGGUGUCCCUCCGAUUCGGCCCAAAAUAAAAGUACAAAACCAAUUAGUGGGCGCACCCGUCAGUACUGACGUUCAAUUAGAGUGUAGGUGUGAGGCAUCGCCCAAACCACUGACCUCUUGGAUUAGAAGUGAUGGAUGGUGUUUGGCUUCUCAAUCAAAUGUCUCAAAAAUUGGGGCUAAAUUGAUACCGAGUUUUGCUGAACCGAUGGCUAAUGUGUCGAUAUCGACGGGUCGUAACACAAUGCUUGAGUGCACUAUUGAUAAUUUGGCCGAAUAUAAGGUUGCCUGGCUCAAAAUGGACAAAAACUCUGAACCAACUCUAUUAACAAUUCAUACACAAAGUUUAAUACAAGACAAUAGAUUUCGUGUAUCGCAUAAUAAUCACAGGCAAUGGUAUCUCCAUAUAAAUAAUGUCCAAAUAUCGGACAAAGGCUUCUAUAUGUGCCAAAUAAAUGCCGAACAAAUGCAAUCCCAAGUGGGAUAUCUUGAUGUCCUAGUUCCGCCAUCAGUGUUGGAAUCGGACACGAGUUCCGAUACUAUUGUUGAUGAACGACAAAAACUGUCGCUCAGAUGUCGGGCCAGCGGUUAUCCGACGCCUUCUGUCACGUGGAGAAGAGAAGACGGGAAGGACAUCAAUCAGGGUCUUUAUGGCGGCAAAAAAUUCUUUGCGGCAAAAGUUGACGGAGAAUAUUUGAAUAUAACUCAAGUGACCAGGGAGGAUAUGGGAGCCUAUCUGUGCAUCUCAUCAAAUGGUGUCCCUCCGAGUGACUCUACUUUCUGGCGACUCGAUGUGUUGGCGCAGCUUUUUAGCGCCGAGCAGUCGCGAGAUUGUGGUGACAAUAACUUAGAGCGCGAUUUAGGCGCAGAGUUGUCACCGAAAUACUUACUUAUGGCCGUCAAGGCAAUCCUACGUCCCGCUGCCUUAUUAUGGAUCUCCCGAUCGGUCCCUGUCUACACGCCGCUUUCUGGAGUGGCGCUUCAAUCGUCUACACGACACAUUCAAACAAAUACUACACACAAAUUGAGUUACACUAUUCGACCCAAAAUAAAAGUACAAAACCAAUUAGUGGGCGCACCCGUCAGUACUGACGUUCAAUUAGAGUGUAGGUGUGAGGCAUCGCCCAAACCACUGACCUCUUGGAUUAGAAGUGAUGGA